UGCACGUGCCGCGUGUUGAAAUUCGAAACUUUUGAGUUCAGAGUGUUACAGAGGAGAGGAAAGGAAAGGAAGAGAAGCAGACGCUCCUCGUCUAGGGUUUUCAAUCUCUCUCACUGUACGUACACUCUCCUUUGAAAUUGGAAAAGCUCAGCAAUGUACAUCAAGGAGAUAUGCUUGGAGGGGUUCAAGUCUUACGCGACGAGGACGGUGGUGCCCGGGUUCGACCCGUUUUUCAACGCCAUAACAGGUCUCAACGGGUCGGGCAAAUCCAACAUCCUCGACUCCAUCUGCUUCGUCUUGGGCAUCACCAAUUUGCAGCAAGUCCGGGCUGCCAAUCUCCAAGAGCUCGUCUACAAGCAAGGCCAGGCCGGCAUUACAAAGGCCACCGUCUCCAUUGUCUUCGACAAUUCCGACCGCUCCCGCAGUCCCCUUGGCUACGAGGCCCAUCCCGAAAUCACAGUCACCCGUCAGAUUGUGGUUGGUGGAAGGAACAAGUACUUGAUCAAUGGCAAACUUGCGCAGCCUAGUCAGGUCCAGAACCUUUUUCAUUCGGUGCAGCUCAAUGUUAACAACCCGCAUUUUCUUAUAAUGCAAGGCCGCAUUACCAAGGUUUUAAAUAUGAAACCCCCCGAGAUCCUGUCCAUGCUUGAAGAAGCUGCUGGGACAAGAAUGUAUGAGACCAAGAAAGAGGCGGCUUUGAAGACACUUGAAAAGAAACAGAGCAAAGUCGAUGAGAUCAAUAAGCUUCUUGACCAGGAGAUACUGCCUGCCUUGGACAAGUUGAGGAGAGAAAGGACACAGUACAUGCAAUGGGCUAAUGGAAAUGCUGACUUGGAUCGGCUUAAAAGGUUUUGCAUUGCAUAUGAAUAUGUUCAAGCAGAGAGGAUUAGAGACAGUGCAGUGUGUGAGGUGGAGCAGGUGAAGGCCAGAAUUUCUGAGGUUGACGAUGAUACGAGAAAGACGCAGGCAGAAAUACAAGAAAUGGAAGCACAAGUGUCUAAGUUAACAGCUGAAAAGGAGGCUAGAAUGGGUGGAGAAGUAAAAACUUUGUCUGACAAAGUAGAUGCGCUUUCUCAAAAUCUUGUGAGGGAAGUGUCUGUACUGAAUAAUAAAGAGGACACUCUGGGGACUGAAAAGGAAAAUGCUGAAAAGAUUGUCAGCAAUAUUGAAGACAUGAAGCAGUCUGCAAAAGAGACGGACUUUGCUAUAAAAAAAGCUGAUGAAGGUGCGGCUGAUUUGAAAAAGAGAGCAGGGGAACUUUCUCAGAGUCUGAAUGAGUAUGAAAAGGAGUACCAGGGCAUACUAGCUGGAAAGAGUAGUGGAAAUGAUGAGAAAUGCCUUGAAGAUCAAUUGGGUGAUGCCAAAAUAGCUGUUGGGAGUGCUGAAACAGAGUUGAAACAGCUGAAAACAAAAAUAAGCCACUGUCAAAGGGAGUUGAAAGAGAAAAAUAAUCAGCUAAUGUCAAAGCGUGAAGAAGCUGUUGCCGUAGAGAGGGAGCUUACUGCUAGAAAAGAAGAUCUGGCAAAUGUUAAAAUGGCACAGGAGUCUCUUCCAUAUAAGGAGGGCCAGAUGGAAGCAUUACAAAAGGAUCGUGCAUAUGAGUUGGAGCAGGUGCAGAAGUUGAAGGAUGAAAUGCGAAAUCUUUCUGGUCAAUUAGCAAAUGUUGACUUCACAUAUCGGGAUCCUGAGAAGAAUUUUGAUAGGUCCAAGGUCAAGGGUGUAGUUGCAAGACUUAUCAAAGUGAAGGAUAGCUCCACGAUGACUGCCUUAGAGGUUACUGCUGGUGGAAAGCUGUUUAAUGUCGUUGUAGACACAGAGAGUACAGGAAAACAACUUCUUCAGAAUGGAAACCUUCGAAGAAGAGUAACAAUUAUACCUUUGAACAAAAUACAACCUUAUACUGUUCAUCCUAGGGUUCAACAUGCUGCGGUUAAAUUGGUUGGCAAGGAGAAUGCAGAAUUGGCACUUUCUUUGGUUGGUUAUGAUGAGGACUUAAGAACUGCUAUGGAAUUCGUUUUUGGUUCGACCUUUGUUUGCAAAACUAUUGAUGCUGCAAAGGAGGUUGCUUUUAACAGGGAAAUUCGCACCCCAAGUGUCACUCUUGAAGGUGAUAUCUUUCAGCCUAGUGGCCUUUUGACUGGUGGAAGCCGCAAGGGUGGGGGUGAUCUGUUAAGGCAACUGCACGAGCUGGCUGAGACUGAACAAAAACUUUUUGUGCAUCAGAAAAGAUUGACUGAAAUCGAAGCUAAGAUUACAGAGCUUCUGCCUCUUCAGAAGAAGUUCAUGGACCUUAAAGCACAGUUAGAACUUAAAUCGUAUGACCUUUCAUUAUUUCAGGGCAGGGCUGAGCAAAAUGAGCAUCAUAAGCUUGGUGAAUUAGUAAAAAGGAUUGAGCAGGAGCUUGAAGAAGCGCAAUCUGCAGCUAAAGAAAAGCAGCUUCUUUAUGAAGAUUGUGUGAAUAAAGUGUUAGUGCUUGAGAAAUCAAUCAAAGAUAAUGAUAAUAGCCGGGAGGGAAGGCUCAAAGAUUUUGAAAAGAAGAUUAAAGAAACAAAAGCUCAAAUGCAAUCAGCUUCAAAGAAUCUCAAGGGGCAUGAAAAUGAAAAAGAGAAGCUUAUUUUGGAAAAGGAAGAUAUUAUAAAGGAACUUGCAUCUUUGGAGACUCAGUUAGCUUCUUUGAGAACGCAAAUUGACAACCUAACUUCAGAAGUAGAAGAGCAGAGAGAAAAGGUAGCUUCCACAAGAAAUAUGCAUGAUCAGGCACAAUCUGAACUUAAUUCGAUUCGGAUGAAGAUGAAGGACUGUGAUUCCCAAAUUAGUGGCAUUCUUAAGGAGCAGCAAAGACUUCAACAUGAACUUAGCGAGACAAAUCUUGAACGGAAGAAAAUGGAAAAUGAGGUAAAACGAAUGGAAAUGGAACAGAAAGAUUGCUCUACGAAAGUAGACAAAUUGAUGGAGAAGCAUGCCUGGAUUGCAUCUGAGAAACAACUAUUUGGUAAAACUGGGACUGAUUAUGAUUUUGGCUUGCGAGAUCCUCGUAAUGCAAGGGAAGAACUUGAGAAACUGCAGGCACAACAGUCUGGUCUUGAGAAAAGAGUGAAUAAGAAAGUUAUGGCAAUGUUCGAGAAAGCAGAAGAUGAGUACAACGAUCUCAUGUCUAAGAAGAACAUCAUUGAGAAUGAUAAGUCUAAGAUCAAGAAGGUGAUAGAAGAGCUGGAUGAGAAAAAGAAGGAAACACUGAAAGUUACUUGGGUAAAAGUUAACAAUGACUUUGGAUCUAUCUUUUCUACCCUUUUGCCUGGCACAAUGGGAAAGCUUGAACCUCCUGAAGGGUGCAGCUUCCUAGAUGGACUUGAGGUUCGUGUUGCAUUUGGUGGUGUUUGGAAACAGUCCUUGUCAGAACUGAGUGGGGGUCAACGAUCGCUGCUUGCACUUUCUCUCAUCUUGGCAUUGCUUCUCUUCAAACCAGCUCCACUUUAUAUACUGGAUGAGGUUGAUGCGGCUCUUGAUCUAAGCCACACACAGAAUAUUGGAAGAAUGAUCAAAACUCAUUUCCCACACUCCCAGUUUAUUGUGGUUUCACUGAAAGAAGGCAUGUUCAACAAUGCUAAUGUUCUUUUCCGGACCAAAUUUGUGGAUGGAGUUUCAACUGUUCAAAGGACUGUUGCAGCUAAGCAGAAGUAGUGAUUUUGGUUGUUUUUGGAGAAUCAUGUGAAUUCGAUGUUUACAACAUGGACCUUUCUGUUGAAGCAUAUUUAUGUGAAAAAUGUGUAGGGGAAAACAUCUUGUUUUUCUGCUUUUGUAAUGCUAAUUAUGUAAAAACAAUUUCCAGCCUUCAUGUAUGUAAAAAGUGUAAAUGUAAUUGUUGCCUACUUUUUAGAUUUGUAAA
This is a messenger RNA of Prunus avium (sweet cherry), 3886 nucleotides long. Its product is annotated as structural maintenance of chromosomes protein 2-1. Gene Ontology annotation, biological process: chromosome organization. Gene Ontology annotation, cellular component: chromosome. The record is from RefSeq and is a predicted model, not a curated record. NCBI's taxonomy places the organism in Eukaryota, Viridiplantae, Streptophyta, Magnoliopsida, Rosales, Rosaceae. Gene Ontology annotation, molecular function: protein binding; ATP hydrolysis activity; ATP binding.